AUGAAUUCAGAGGAUUAUGUUGGAAUAGAUUUAGGAACAACAAGAACAAAGGCUGUUAUUUGGAAUAAACAAUUUGGAAAAACUGAAACUAUUAAAUUUAGUGGAAAAGAAUAUCUUCCUUCCGUGAUUGAUAUUAAAAAUCCAUCCAAUGUUAUAGUUGGUAUUGAUGGUACACAUGAAGGAAUGAUCUAUGAUAUUAAAAGAGUUAUUGGUAAAAAUUCAAGUAGUGAAGGAAUUGAAGCUGAGAAAAAACGUUUUGGUGAAAGAUUAAUUUUUGAUCAAGAAGGAAAUCCUCACAUAAAACUUAGUUAUUCAUCACCAGAGACUUUACGACCAGAAGAAAUUAGUGCAAUUAUUUUGAAUGAAGUAAAGAAAGCAAUUAUUGCACGCACUAAAACAGAUAAAUUUAAAGUGGUUAUAACUGUUCCAGCUACUUUUACAGAUCAACAAAAAGAUGCUACAUUAUGUGCUGCUCAAUUAGCAGGAUUAGAUGUUAUUCAAAUAUUACCAGAACCAACUGCAGCUGCUUAUGCUUAUGCUCAAGAAGUAGAUCAAAGUAAUGGAAACUUUUUUGCAUUUGAUUUUGGAGGAGGAACAUUAGACACUACUAUUCUUAAAAAAACAGGUAAUGAUUUAAAAGUUAUAAGUGCAAGUGGAGAUCAACAUCUUGGUGGUAUUGAUAUUAAUAAUAAUUUAUUUGAAUUAGUUCUGAAUAAAAUUAAAGAUGAGGAUAUUAAUUUGUAUAACAGACUUAACAUAAUGCAAAGUGAAGAUACUAGAACAAAAAGAAAAAAGAUUAAAAAAAGAAAUACAUUAAGAAAAGAAAUUGAAACAGCAAAAAUUGAUUUAUCAUCAUCUGACGAUGUAACAAUUAAUUUAUCAAAAGUUCAAGAUUGUGAAGAAGAAGAAGGUAUAGAAAUUGGUGUUACUAGAGUUGAAUUUGAAUUAAUUAAUAAAGAAAUAUUUAAUAGAUGUAAAAAGGUUAUUGAUGAAACAUUAAAAAAGGCUAGAAUUAGUGUUAGAGAAAUAAGUAAAGUAUUUCUUGUUGGAGGAAGUUCUUAUAUUCCUGCUGUUGAAAAUCUUUUAAAAGAAAAAUUUGAAAAUAAAGUAGCUGAAUCAAACUUUGAUAGAAAUACUGUUGUAGCUGAAGGAGCAUGUAAGUUUUGUUAUAGUAAAGAGACAAAAGCAGAUGGAUCAAUUAUUCCUAAUCUCAGUGAUAUUACAUUAUAUCCUAUUUGUAUUAAAUCAUUAGAUGAUAAAAAUCAAGAAUUUAUGGCACAAAUCGUUAAAGAAAUUUCAACUAUUCCAUUAACAAGAAGUUUUGAAGCUGAAACUGUUGGUGGAAAUGCUAUUGUUGAAAUUUAUGAAGGAACUCGUCAAUUAGGGAAUUUUAUUAUUAACAAUGUUCAACAACCAAUAAUUAAAAUGGAGUUAUCUAUUGAAAAUGAUUAUUUAGUUCAUGUCAUUGCUCGAUUAAAUAAUCAAACUAUCAAAGAAGCAUAUAAUGCAACUAGAAAACAAAACACUGAUUCUGAAAUUGAAAUAAGAAGAAAACAUCUUCAGAAAUAUUUUAAGUAA
This is a messenger RNA of Entamoeba dispar SAW760, 1578 nucleotides long. Its product is annotated as heat shock cognate HSP70 protein, putative. Gene Ontology annotation, biological process: cellular response to unfolded protein; protein refolding. NCBI's taxonomy places the organism in Eukaryota, Evosea, Mastigamoebida, Endamoebidae. The record is from RefSeq and is a predicted model, not a curated record. The transcript has a single exon. Bases 1 to 1578 code for a protein of 525 amino acids. Gene Ontology annotation, molecular function: misfolded protein binding; ATP binding; ATP hydrolysis activity. Gene Ontology annotation, cellular component: cytoplasm.